GCGUCAUGUCCGAGCUCCCCCGGAUUAUCAACCAACAUGGAACUUUCUUUCCGUUGCGCCAAGAUACAUGAACCCAGCAUUCUUUCCAUACGAUAUCUAAAGACGCGCCUGACUCCAACUUUGCUCCCGACUUUUUCUUUAUACAGAAAACCAUGACAGACGCGCCGGUCGUGAAAUUCAAGAAGCGAGGCGCAAAAGCCGCUCCCCGCAAGGUCGCACCGCCACCGCCGCGCUCAGAUUCAGACGACUUCUCCUCGGGAUCAGAAGCAGAAGGCGAAGACGGUCGCGUGGUAAAACGUCGCAAGAUCAACAGCAACGCACUGAAGGCAUCGACUGCCGACCAGAAACCUAGCACAGCAGCUCUGGAGGGCACAACACAGUACGAAGCGAACCGCUCCACGACAAUAGAAGCCAGCAACGAUGCCACCAAGCAAUCAAACUGGUUCGAAGGCGACGACGAACUGAACUCGAAGAAUCUCCUUGGCACCACACGUGCGAAACUCAACACGUUCAUCGAGAAGAAUCCCGAUGCCCCCACACGAAAAGUUGGGCCCCAAAAAUCCUCAUCCAACGUCCGCACAAUCACAGUCACCGACUACACGCCCGAUGUCUGCAAAGACUACAAACAAACAGGCUUCUGUGGCUUCGGCGACAAUUGCAAGUUCCUGCACGCUCGAGAAGACUACGCUGCAGGCUGGAAGCUCGAUCGCGAAUGGGAAAUGUCGACAAAAGGCAAGAAGCCAGGCGGCACAAUCGUCGCAUCAGCUAAUCGCGACGAGACGGAGAAGGACGAAGACGGUGUGGAUUUGGCGCUGCUGGAGAAGAUACCGUUUGCGUGCAUCAUUUGCAAGAAGCCUUACAAGAGUCCGAUUGUGACAAAGUGCGGGCAUUACUUUUGCGAAGGGUGCGCGCUGAAGCGGUAUAGGAAGGAUCCGACGUGUGCGGCGUGUAACGCGAAGACAUAUGGCGUGUUCAAUGGGGCGAAGAAUCUGCAGAGAUUGUUGGAGAAGAAGCAGAAGUGGGAAGACAAGAAGAAGGCUGAGGCUGAGGCGGCGGAGAAGGAAAAUGAGGAUUCAUAGCAGGUGCCUCAGUCAUGGAAGGAGCUCAGAGUUGUUCUCAAUCAAAUUAUGUGAUACCCACCAAUUUAUUGAUUUUAC
Molecule: messenger RNA, 1157 nt
Organism: Macroventuria anomochaeta
Lineage: Eukaryota; Fungi; Ascomycota; Dothideomycetes; Pleosporales; Didymellaceae
Exons: 1
Coding region: 153-1079 (308 amino acids)
Biological process (GO): snoRNA splicing
Cellular component (GO): U2-type spliceosomal complex
Molecular function (GO): metal ion binding
Source: RefSeq, a predicted model, not a curated record